AUGCGGAGCAUAAUUCAUUUUCUAUCGCAGAGCCAUAGAAGUGGACACUCGAUUCGGAAUUUGAGAGACACUAUCAGUGAUUACGUAUUUGAGGUUGAAUCGGCAAAACAUCUUUUUUGCAUCCACCGGCGUCCCAACCCAGAAUUCUAUUACGAUAGAACGGUUUUGAGCAUUCCUGGAAGAUCCGUGCAGCGAAGGAGCGCAUUUCCGUGUGUCCUGAUCGUUUCGGAUAGUGAGGAUGAUGCCAACUAUGCAUUUGAACAUCUCUGCCGAGAACAGAGAAAAUUGAAAUGUCGAAGACCUGGUGUGCAACUGCUAAACGAAAAUUCAAAUUUUGUCAAUUUAAACACAGCGGGCGUCAUGAUCGGAUCUGUGCACAGUAUUUUCAGAUGGCUAAACUUUCUAACCGUGGAACGCAGAGGUCAUGAGCUACAAAAAUCGUUGAAAUUUGUGAUAAUCAACAAUGCGGAAAAAAUCAUCCUUAUUCCGCAAUUGAACAGUUUUCUUUAUAAAAUCUCCGAGUUUUCCGAAACUUCCCGGAUCAAAAUGCUUUUCAUGUACGGGUUUGCCGCAACGCAGACUGCUCCGCUUCUCGAUGUAAUCCGUUCCUGCCAAACAGUUACGAGUAGUGAAAUGUUCAUCGAAGUCGACAAGCCGAGAGAGCGGAAUUUCAUCAAACAAGUGAAAUUCUUGUUAGCAACUCCAGCCGAAGAUUAUGCUAAUGAGAAAGCAGCGCAAGCAUUUUCCAAAGGAAAAUCCCUUCCGGACGAACUUCUAGCUCUAUAUACUACUGUGAUGACUCCCCAUGCGCAAAAAUUGAACUUCUGCUAUAUGUUAAUCGAGAAACUGAGAAACGAAAGAGAACGUUUUAAUAUGAAUCGAGCAAAUAAGCGGAGAGAACGUAUUCUCAUUGUUACGAAGAAUUCGAAAGUAGCAACGACAGUUACGAUGUAUCUUAAAGAGAGAUCUUUGAAGAAAGUUAGUGCCAACGGCCAAAGAAAGGGCUUCAGUGUGAAUUGUAUAUUAACACAGGACUCUGUUGAGAAUGUUGAGAAACGAAAUUUUGAAUUCCGCCAUGGAAGUUUGGAUGUUCUUGUUAUCAAUUGGAAGUCCAUCAACGAUGUAGUCAUGUCGGUUGGAAACCUAAGCGGAGAAUCGGUUCUCAUCAUGAAUGCCCGAGAAUCAACUGGUGAUGCUGAAGAUGCUCUAUCCCAGUUGAUUAAAAUUAUCGACGAUAAUGAAGGCAAGAAUCGUGUGCUGAUUUUCUGCGAAGACACGAAAUGUCGAAAGUUGGUGCUAACAUUGUACGGAAAACGAAUCGAGAGCAACAUCUUCAUAGAAGAAAUGCAUACAGAUAAGCGUAUCGUUGAGGAAGAAAUCAAAAAGUUCGAUAGAAGCAAAGUGGCAGUGUGCAGCUACGCGGCUUUCAAGCUCAUGAACUUGCCAUUAGUCGAAAAGUAUGUCUUUCUCGAGCUACCAACAUGGAGAAAAUCGACAUUCUCCAAAACCCUCAAAUCGAUCGAAAAAUUAGUUCAUGAUAAGGAUCGUAAACCGCAUUUAGAGAUUUUCCUCCAACCCAAAAAUGAUCUGUCUAUGACAAAGUCGGUUUUCGUUGAGAUGAAAGAGCGCAGAGCCAUCCCCAUUUGGCUGGAGGAUUUUAUUAUCAAAACAUUCGGUACACCGGAGCUUCGUCAGAGGUACUUGGAGAGAAAGGCCGAGAAAGCAAAACAAAACAAUACAAUUACGUCUAAUAACAAGGAAAUCCAAACUGAAGAGAGAAAACUCGACGCUCCUAGAUUGUCUGAGACAUCGUCCACUUCUGAAAGCAACCAGUCUUCUGUAAACCCGCCAGUUGAACGUCCAGAGAGAGUCCGCGAAGAGCCUUUCGAUAUUCAUAAUAUGCAGCCAAAUGCACAAGGAAACUAUGUGAUCCCAGCGCGUUUCAUUGCUGCUAGCUACUUAAAUGGUGGCGAUGAAGACGGAGAAGAAUACGCAGACGAUGACAACUAUUCUGAAGACGAUUACGAUUACAACGAAGACGAUAUGAUGGAUGAUUUAGACUAUGAAUAA
Caenorhabditis briggsae is the source of this 2070-nucleotide messenger RNA. RefSeq names its product Protein CBR-MUT-15 (gene Cbr-mut-15). The transcript is spliced from 12 exons. Lineage: Eukaryota; Metazoa; Nematoda; Chromadorea; Rhabditida; Rhabditidae. The record is from RefSeq and is a predicted model, not a curated record. The coding region runs from base 1 to 2070 and encodes 689 amino acids.